CGUUUAUCUCUUCCUUAACACGGAAGAAACAAUCAUUGAUCUGAACCCAGCUCAUCUUCUCCGGAACAAAUACACUGCGAGGAGAGGCCUUGGUAGGAACAGCACACAGAUACCAGCCUUCUUCCUCCCCACACUAGCGCAAUCGCCCAAGUAGAGAGAGAGAGAGAGAGAGAGAUCCAGCUAUGGAGAUUGCCAUGGGGGCUAUCGGCCCUCUCCUCCCCAAGCUCGGCGAGCUGCUCAUGGGUGAGCUCACCAUGGAGAAGAAAGUGAGAAAGGGCAUCGAGUCUCUCGUGACAGAGCUGAAAUUGAUGCAUGCCGUCCUCAGCAAGGUGGCCAAAGUGCCGGCGGACCAGCUUGACGAGGGGGUCAAGAUCUGGGCAGGAAAAGUCAAGGAGCUGUCCUACCAAAUGGAGGACAUCGUUGAUGCCUUCAUGGUGCGCGUGGAGGAUGGCGGCGAGCCUGCCAACCCAAAGAACAGAGUUAAGAAGAUAGUCAAGAAGGUCAAAAAGUUAUUCAAGAAUGGCAAGGAUCUUCAUCGGAUCUCUGAUGCUCUGGAAGAAGUGGUUGUUCAAGCUAAGCAGUUGGCCGAGCUGCGUCAGAGGUAUGAGCAAGAGACGCGGGACACUAGUUCUAAUACUAGUGUUGACCCUCGCAUGGUGGCCUUGUAUACAGAUGUGACAGAGCUUGUUGGCAUUGAAGAAACACGAGACCAAUUGAUCAACAUGUUGAUUGGGGGUGAUGAUUGGUCGAAGCAUCCAUUGAAGACGGUCUCUAUUGUUGGAUUUGGCGGGUUAGGCAAGACAACUCUUGCCAGGGCAGCGUAUGACAAGAUCAAAUUGAAUUUUGAUUGUGGUGCUUUUGUGUCAGUAUCGCAAAAUCCUAACAUCAAGAAAAUCUUGAAGAGUAUUCUCUUUGAACUUGACAAGGUGAAGUAUACAGGCAUUUAUAAUGUAGAAAGGGAAGAAACUCAUCUCAUUGAUGAGCUUAUUGAAUUCCUUCAUGAAAAGAGGUACCUCAUCAUAAUUGAUGACAUAUGGGAUAAAGAAGUGUGGAAAUUAAUCAAGUGUGCUUUCUCCAAGAAGAGUCCCGGAAGCCGACUAAUCACAACAACUCGUGUCAUUAGUGUCUCAGAAGCAUGUUGCCCAUCUAGGGAUGAUAUUUACAAAAUGAAACCUCUUUCCAAUGAUGUAUCAAGAACGCUCUUCUGUAAACGAGUUUUUUCUGAUGACAAAGUGUGUCCCCAAGAAUUGGUGCAAGUAACCGAAGAUAUUUUGAAGAAAUGUGGGGGCAUACCGUUAGCUAUUAUUACUAUAGCAAGUCUUUUGGCUAGUAACCAUCAAAUAAAAACAAAAGAUCAAUGGUAUGCUUUGCUCAAUUCCAUUGGUCGUGGACUCACAGAAGAUCGAAGCGUGGAAGAGAUGAAGAAGAUAUUAUUAUUCAGCUAUUAUGAUCUACCUUCUUAUCUGAAACCAUGCUUAUUAUACUUAAGCAUCUUCCCAGAAGACCAUGAGAUUAGGAGAGAUAGACUGAUAUGGAGAUGGAUAUCAGAAGGCUUUGUUUAUAGUGAAAAGAAAGAUAUUAGCUUAUAUGAGCUCGGUGACAGCUACUUCAAUGAGCUAGUAAAUAGAAAUAUGAUCCAGCCCAUAGACAUAGGUUAUGAUGAAAAGGUAAAUGCUUGUCGUGUACAUGACAUGGUGCUUGACCUCAUAUGCUCAUUGUCAAGUGAAGAGAACUUUGUCACGAUAUUAGAUGACACUAGAAGAAAAAUGGGUAACUCAAAGAUAAAGGUUCGCAGAUUGUCCAUUCAAAAUAGCAAGAUAGAUGUGGGUACCACUAGGAUGGAGCAUGUGAGAUCUGUUACUGUUUUCUCAGAUAAUGUUGUUGGGAAAGUGUUGGAUAUUUCAAGAUUUGAAGUUCUGCGCGUGUUGGAUUUAGAAGGUUCUCAUGUCUCAGAUGUUGGGUAUGUGGGGAAACUAUUACAUUUGAGGUACUUGGGGCUAAAAGGUACUCAUGUUAAGGACCUUCCCAUGGAAAUAGGGAAGUUGCAGUUUUUGCUUACCCUGGACUUAAGAGGUACUGAGAUAAGAGUACUGCCAUCGAGUGUUGUUCAGCUAAGACGUCUAAUGUGCCUGUAUGUUGAUUAUGGUAUGGUGCUGUCUGGAAUAGGUAACCUGACUUCCCUAGAAGUGCUAGAUGACCUGGGGUUAUCUGAAGUGGACCUUGAUUUUGUGAAAGAAUUGGGCCAUCUGACCAAGCUCAGGGUGCUCCGGCUUGACUUGGAUGGUUUGGAUGAGAGCCUGGGUAAAGCUUUGGAGGAAUCCAUUGGUAAUAUGGACAAACUGGACAGCCUAGAUGUAUAUGUCCGUCGUGGAGUCAUCAAUUGCCUGAGCGAAGAUUGGGUGGCUCCUCCACAACUCCGCAGAUUGGCUUUCCCGUCAAGUGAUAGUUGGUUCAAGACAUUGCCGUCAUGGAUUAAUCCUUCAUCGCUUCCUCUCCUCUCCUAUCUGGACAUAACGGUGUUUGAAGUGCGAUCGGAGGCCAUCCAGCUUCUUGGGACUCUGCCUGCUCUUGUUUAUCUUAAGAUAAUGAAUCAUUCUGUGUACUGGGAAGGACAUGAGGUGGAAGCGCCCGUUCUUUCCUCUGGUGCGUUAUUCCCAUGUGCGACAGAGUGCCGCUUCUUUGGUAUAGGUGCUGUGCCGUCUAUGUUUCCACAAGGAGCUGCGCCAAGGCUUAAAGUCCUUUGGUUCGCCUUCCCAGCCAAGUGGGUCUCCCGUGAAAGCUUUGAUCUGGGCAUGCGGCACCUCCCUUCCCUGGAGCGAGUCGAGGUUGAUGUUAUGGAGGGAGCUAGCAGUCAGGAGGAGGUGGAUGAAGCGAAGGCUGCGGUGAGGGCCGCAGCAGAUGGCCACCCCAACCGUCCCGUCCUUCGCUUCAGUACGCAGUAA
Molecule: messenger RNA, 2942 nt
Organism: Hordeum vulgare subsp. vulgare (domesticated barley)
Lineage: Eukaryota; Viridiplantae; Streptophyta; Magnoliopsida; Poales; Poaceae
Product: disease resistance protein RGA5-like
Exons: 2
Coding region: 183-2942 (919 amino acids)
Biological process (GO): defense response to other organism
Molecular function (GO): ADP binding
Source: RefSeq, a predicted model, not a curated record